AUAUACAUAUGUGUAUAUGGUCUCUUCGUUGGCGUGUGUUAAAUAAUAUUCUAGUACUCUUGUCUAGAAAUUAAUUAAUUGCAGUAAUUCUAGCAUUACGAUGGUUCGAAUAACCCAUUUCCAAUUCAUUUUAUUUCUUCUUUCAUUGUUAUACUUCAAUUGCAGUUCAGAAAUGCAGGGAGAUUUUGACAAGUGGAUAUCUUGGAACGUGAAGGAUUACCAGAAAAAGACAAUUUUGGAAAACAAAUUGAAAGUACUCAGUGCAACUGAACAGGGUCUUGAUUUGAAGCUGAGGCAAGCUGAGAGUAAAAUAGUUAGAAUCACAGUUAACCAAAAUGGUACUGCUGAUUUCAAAACCAUUACAGAAGCUAUUAAUAGCAUUCCACUAAACAACACUAGAAGAUAUAUUGUGUCCAUUGCACCGGGUACUUACAGGGAGAAAAUUACAAUCCCCAAAAAAAAGCCGUUCAUAACAUUCUUAGGGGACGCGAUGGACCGACCAACUAUUACUGGAAAUGAUACAAAGGGUAUGAUUGGAAGAGAUGGGACUGAAUUGAAGACAUUCAACACUUCAACAGUUGCUGUGGAAGCUCGGUAUUUUAUUGCCAUCAACAUUAAUUUUGAGAACACUGCUAGGCAUGACAAUGCAUCAAAAGAGGAACAAGGUGUUGCGCUUCGUGUGUCUGCAAACAAAACCGCUUUUUAUAAUUGCUCUUUCUAUGGGGCUCAAGACACUUUAUAUGAUCACAAAGGCCUUCACUACUUCAAAAAUUGCUUAAUUAAAGGCACUGUUGAUUUCAUCUUCGGCUAUGGGAGGUCCUUUUACGAGAAUUGCCAUAUACACAGCACAACGAAGACGAAGUCCUACAUCACUGCUCAAAGGCGUUCGAAGAAUACGUCAAUGGCGAGUGGAUUUUCCUUUAAAAAUAGCAAGGUAACAGGUAGUGGACAGACUUAUCUUGGAAGACCAUGGGGAAAUUAUUCAAGAGUUGUUUUCUCUUACACCUACAUGGACAAUACUAUUCUUCCCGAAGGAUGGUCUGAUUGGAAUCACGAACACCGUUACUUGAAUGCAUAUUAUGGAGAGUACAAGUGUAGUGGGCCUGGCUCCAACUUAUCGGAAAGAGUUCCGUGGGCUCGGAAUCUAACGGACCAAGAGGCCCAGCCUUUUCUUGGGACCCAUUUCAUUGAAGGCAACACUUGGCUCAUUAGCCCUUCUAAUUCAUCAUCCACCUACUUCUGAAAUUUAACAAUUUAUCAAUAAUGCUUCGUAAUUUACAAAUAAUAAUUUCCAUUUCUACAAUUAAUUACUAGAAUAUUAAACAAUUACAUACAUGUUAGUAGUACUUGCAUGUUUAUUUUCAUCAAUUAUUCAUUAUGAAUAUGUGCAUUGUUAACCGUCUU
Cicer arietinum (chickpea) is the source of this 1404-nucleotide messenger RNA. RefSeq names its product pectinesterase 31-like. Lineage: Eukaryota; Viridiplantae; Streptophyta; Magnoliopsida; Fabales; Fabaceae. Gene Ontology annotation, biological process: cell wall modification; pectin catabolic process. The record is from RefSeq and is a predicted model, not a curated record. Gene Ontology annotation, molecular function: pectinesterase activity.